Messenger RNA from Prunus armeniaca (apricot), 684 nucleotides. NCBI's taxonomy places the organism in Eukaryota, Viridiplantae, Streptophyta, Magnoliopsida, Rosales, Rosaceae. The record is from the annotation of a GenBank genome assembly.
AUGGCAUCUUCCAUUGAAGCCAAGGGCACAUGGGCAACCAUGGAAGAUGUUCUCUUGUGUGAGAGUUGGGUCCAUGUUACUCAUUGUCCGGUCACGGGCAAUGAAAUGAAAUUCUUUCACAUGUGGAGAAAAAUCCAUGUCGAAUUUUGUGAAAGAUCGAGUUCUAGUCAUAUGGAAAUGACAUUGAGUAGCAGGUGGAAAAUAUUGAAUAAAAAGUUGAGGAAAUGGAGAGAUGCAUUAGCAAAAGCGAGGGACAAUGUUCGAAGUGGUGAAAAUCUUAGCAAUGAGAUUAUUCAAGCACAAAUGUGGUUUGGUGCAAUUGGGCAAAGAAAAAAAUCUUUCAACCAUCAAGAAUGUUGGGACGUGGUGAAAAAUUGCAAACGUUUCAGAAUUAUUCCCACGGGUCCGCCCGUUGUGUUAAACAAGACGCCACUUCAUGAUUCACGGGCAUCAAAUUCGCUUUUAGAUUCCCCGAUGUGUCAAGACUCACCCAUUGAAAAGGAGCUGAGGCCUAUUGGCCGAAAGGCUGUGAAGGUGAAGAGAUGGAGUAAUUCUAGCAAUAAUGCAUCAAAAAUUUCGGAGGAAAUUGCAAGGCACAUCGCCAUGAAAAUUGAAAUAGACAUGAAAACCCAACUGGACGAGGGGACAAUUCAAGCAGAAUAUGCAAAGAAAACAUUGACAUGA